Rotaria sp. Silwood2 is the source of this 222-nucleotide messenger RNA. NCBI's taxonomy places the organism in Eukaryota, Metazoa, Rotifera, Eurotatoria, Philodinida, Philodinidae. The record is from the annotation of a GenBank genome assembly.
AUGACUGGGAAAUAUCAGCGAGCAUUACGUGUUAUCAAAACACUACGUGAUGAACGUAAUCAUCGAGGAACAAACGCGACAGCUACAAGUAAUCUUGCCGAACAAACCAAGAAAUCUAGUUGCUUCUCCUGAAGCAGCCACCAAAAACGAGUCAUCCGCUGGAGAAAUUUCGCUAAGUCCAGCCGAAUUAUUUGACGAGAUUUCUCUAUCAAUAUUAGGUGG